ACUAGAUAAGGGUUGUUUGGGUUUUAGAAAAGCAAAAUGUGAAAAUCAUUGCCACACAAACUACAAACAAAGAAAAAAUAAGAACAGGCCUAAAAGUUCAGCCUAGUCUACAAAAAGCCAUAAUUGGCCUGCCAGAUGGUCCAGACCCAACAAAAACUGAAAAAGAAAAGGAAAAAUCAACAGGAAUUUCACCUUCUGGAAAACAGUUACGCUGUAAUGGCUGCAACCAGUUGUGGGGCAAUGAGAGAAGAUGUUGGAAUACCAACGGGAGACAAACUCAUAUUGAGGGGCUUGAAAUUUCAUGGUUUCCAUGGGGUAAAGCCUGAAGAAAAAAAACUGGGUCAGAAGUUCUUGGUAGAUGUAGAUGCAUGGAUGGAUCUUAGGAUGGCUGGUAAAUCAGAUCUCUUGUCAGAUACUGUUAGUUACACUGAUAUUUACCGCAUAGUUAAAGAAGUUGUGGAAGGGCAAUCUCAGAAUCUUCUCGAGUCAGUGGCUCAAUUAAUUGCAUCAACAACCUUGAAAAAGCACCCUCAGAUAUCCGCUGUUCGUGUGAAAGUUGGGAAGCCUCAUGUUGCUGUUCAUGACACUCUUGACUACCUUGGAGUUGAGAUUAUCAGAUACAGAAAUAUUGAUGCUCCUAAUUGACCUUUGCCGAAUAUAUGCAUAUAUAAGGCAUCAUGGAUCUCAGUUGUGCCAACUGCUGCUGCCACCUCCUUCAAACUCUUUCAAUUUUUUUUCCAGGGAGGGGUAGAAAGUUAAAAGUGAACCUAAAUGGUUAAAUAUUUCUGCUAGUUCUGCUGCAAUUGACCUAAUCGAUGCACAACAUUUUCAAUUUUUUGAAUUUCAGUAGAAAAUUCCAUGUGACUUCCUUUUCUAAUUCAUCUUUGUUUCACUCUAUUUUCCAAUAUCUGGUUGGGCAUAUUGUGUGUAUACAGGUAUUACUCAUGCCUCAUAGUUGAUAGAAUUGUUCGUA
Molecule: messenger RNA, 973 nt
Organism: Durio zibethinus
Lineage: Eukaryota; Viridiplantae; Streptophyta; Magnoliopsida; Malvales; Malvaceae
Product: dihydroneopterin aldolase 2-like
Biological process (GO): folic acid-containing compound metabolic process
Cellular component (GO): cytoplasm
Molecular function (GO): dihydroneopterin aldolase activity
Source: RefSeq, a predicted model, not a curated record